Penicillium paradoxum is the source of this 705-nucleotide messenger RNA. It is a transcript of the gene tim21, whose product is annotated as protein tim21. Gene Ontology annotation, cellular component: TIM23 mitochondrial import inner membrane translocase complex. The coding region runs from base 1 to 705 and encodes 234 amino acids. The transcript is spliced from 4 exons. Gene Ontology annotation, biological process: protein import into mitochondrial matrix. The record is from RefSeq and is a predicted model, not a curated record. NCBI's taxonomy places the organism in Eukaryota, Fungi, Ascomycota, Eurotiomycetes, Eurotiales, Aspergillaceae.
AUGAGCUCCUUCCAAUUACGCGCUCUUCCCCGAGUGUCGCCCGCCUUCUCUAUCCUCCGGUCCUCUCCCCGCAUACAGACACAGCUCGCUCGGCUCUACGCCACGCAAAACAAUAUAGGCGGCGGGCCUCAGACUACUUCGUCAAGGAAGAAGAGCAUUACAGUCCUCUCUGAUGAUGGGAGAGUUCAGUGGGGCGAUUUGAGUGGAGGAGAGAAGGUUGCACGGGCAACACAACAGUCCUUCAACUUUGUUCUAGUAUUGGCUGGAGCAGUAUUGACGGGUGGAGUCUUCACACUUUUCUAUCUCGAGGUCCUAUCACCCAAUAGCAGGACAUGGCAGUUCGAGACCGCGGUAGGGCGCAUUAAGGACCACCCCGAGUGUAUCAAGCUGCUCGGUGAUCGCAGAGAGAUCAAGGCCUAUGGCGAGGAGACCCGGAGCCGAUGGGCGCGAAACAGACCUAUCGCAUCAUCUACAGAAAAGGACCGGCUAGGUCGUGAGCAUCUUCGCAUGCACUUCCAUGUCGAGGGUCCUCUCAACUCCGGCGUGGUCGUCGUGCACAUGAUCAAGCCUUUGGAUAAGAGCGAUUUCGAGUACCAGCUUCUGGCGCUGGACGUGAAGGGGCACUCCCGCAUUGUGCUUGAGCAAGCCUCAGAGAAGCCCAGUGUGGCCAGUGCAUUGAAGCUCUUUGGUAUUCAGUGGCGCUGA